UCAUCGAAGCAUCAAAAUGUCGAGUUUUUUCCUCAGCGAAAAUAAAAAAUCAGGCAACAGAAAACGAGCAAACAAACCAUCAAAGACCUCUGGCCCGAAAGCCAAGAAAACAAGUAAAGCAAAGCAAGCUACAAAACAAGUUUGUGAUGAUGCAGAGCUAGAGAGUGAUAUAGAUUCUGCAAGUGAUCAUGACUCUGGUAAUGAUGAGAAGUAUGAGAGUGAUGAGAGUGAAACAGCUCAAGAAAAGAAAAUAAGAUUAUCAAAACAGUACUUAGCACAACUAGAAGAAGAAGAGAGACAAAAAAAUGAAUCACAAGACAUYGACCAUGACGCAGUAUCCCACAGACUUCAGCAAGAUCUAAUCGAACAGAGUGGUAAAUUCCAAAAACAGAUUGCUGAUAAAUUUUCUCCUCCUCUUCCCUCACUGGUACGAGUUUUACGUGGCCAUCAAUUACCUAUCACCUGYCUUUGUGUUUCUCCUGAUGAUAAGUUUGUCUUUACUGGAUCAAAGGAUUGUUCUGUUAUUAAAUGGGAUGUUGAAAAUGGAAAGAAAGUUGGUAAAAUAGCUGGCACCAAGGACAGCAAAACAUCAAAGGGCUGUAUCUUGGCAAUUUCUAUAACCUCAGAUGGAAAAUUCUUGGCCACUGGAGGUAAAGAAAAAGUCAUUCAUAUUUAUGACCCARAAACCUUAAAGCAUAUACACUCAUUCAAUGGACACAGAAAUACUUUAACUGGCCUUGCAUUCAGGAAGGGAACUCACCAGCUGUUUAGUGGCUCCCUUGACAAAACUGUUAAAAUAUGGAAUCUAGAUGAGAUGGCUUAUGUAGAGACAUUGUAUGGCCACCAAGAUGGAGUGACCGGAAUUGACAGCUUGUCAAGGGAUAGAGCAGUUACGACAGGUGGACGUGACAGAUCUUUAAGAAUAUGGAAGGUUGUUGAGGAGACGCAGUUAGUUAUUAAUGUUGACGGAGGAUCAGUAGAUUGUGUUCAGUUGAUCAAUGAGGACCACAUGAUAACAGGAGCAGAUGAUGGGUCAAUUUCCCUKUGGAGUUCCAGUAAAAAGAAGCCCUUAUGUAAUGUAAAUAAUGCACAUGGCAAGAGUAAAGAUGACCAAAAUGAUAACAUACCUGAUGAGACAUGGAUUACAGCAGUUGCGGCCGUCAAGAGCACUGAUCUUGUUGCCUCAGCAGGAUCUUGUGAUUCUUGUAUUCGACUAUGGAAAUGUGGUCCAGGUUAUAGAAGUCUAACCCCUCUUUUCACCAUACCAAUGGUUGGUUUUGUAAAUUCCUUAGCAUUUUCCAGUGAUGGAGAAAUGCUUUUUGCUGGUGUUGGCCAGGAACACCGUCUUGGUCGAUGGUGGAGAACAAAAGAUGCAAAGAAUGCUCUUUAUAUUAUACCUUUACAAAAAUCUAUGGACCACUAAAAACACAAUAUCGACUCCCUACUCCUUCUGCAUUUUUUUUUUUCAAUUUUCUUUCAAUAUACAGUACUACGACUACAACUUGCAGUUAUGACUACUGAUAAGUUAGGAAUCGUACUCUAUUAUUUGAAAUGUGAAAUAAAAUCAACCACCUUGAAAAAUAUUGCAUUAAUUUCAUUAUAAUUUUAAUAAAACCCUAGUACAUCCAUAUACAUUAUUUUAUAUUGAGUACAGUACUGUAAUUCAUCAUAUAAAACAUGGUCAUCAUGGAGGUAUACGAUCGAAAGGAUCUGUGUCAUUAAAACAAGCAUUAAAUACA
Molecule: messenger RNA, 1739 nt
Organism: Actinia tenebrosa (Australian red waratah sea anemone)
Lineage: Eukaryota; Metazoa; Cnidaria; Anthozoa; Actiniaria; Actiniidae
Product: U3 small nucleolar RNA-interacting protein 2
Cellular component (GO): small-subunit processome
Molecular function (GO): U3 snoRNA binding; protein binding
Source: RefSeq, a predicted model, not a curated record